This is a messenger RNA of Fukomys damarensis (Damara mole-rat), 1705 nucleotides long. RefSeq names its product docking protein 3 (gene Dok3). Gene Ontology annotation, cellular component: cytoplasm. The transcript is spliced from 6 exons. The coding region runs from base 82 to 1521 and encodes 479 amino acids. NCBI's taxonomy places the organism in Eukaryota, Metazoa, Chordata, Mammalia, Rodentia, Bathyergidae. The record is from RefSeq and is a predicted model, not a curated record. Gene Ontology annotation, biological process: cell surface receptor protein tyrosine kinase signaling pathway; positive regulation of MAPK cascade.
CCAUUCAAGGGUGUGGAUCUCAUGGACUGCUGCCUGGCCUGACGACUGUUGAGAAGGCCACUGUGCUCUCAAGCAGUGUGGAUGUUCAGGGACAGCCUCCGGGAGGGAGAGGUACCCACUCCCCAAAGCAGCACUGAUAAGUCUCCUCAGGUCUUCGCAACAGUGGGCCUCUGGCUGGCCGUGGCCAUGGAGCCUGCAGAGACCCCCGUCAAGGAUGGCAUCCUCUACCAGCAACACAUCAAGUUUGGCAAGAAGUCCUGGCGGAAGGUAUGGGCUCUGCUGUACGCAGGAAGCUCAUCAGGUGUGGCACGGUUGGAAAGCUGGGAUGUCCGGGAUGGAGGCCUGGGGCCAGGAGGUGACAGAUCAGUGGGGCCUGGCCGUCGCGGUGAAUGGCGGGUCAUCCGCCUGGCUGAUUGUGUGUCAGUGCUGCCUGCUGAUGGUGAGAGUUGCCCCCGGGACACUGGUGCCUUCCUGCUCACCACCACUGAGCGCAGCCACCUGCUGGCUGCACAGCACCGCCAGUCCUGGAUGGGCCCCAUCUGCCAGCUGGCUUUCCCGGGCACAGGGGAUUGCUCCUCAGGACCAGGGGAAGCUGAGUGUCACAAGAGGGGCCUUGUCCCAAUGGAGGAAAACUCCAUCUACUCCUCCUGGCAGGAAGUGAGCGAGUUUCCUGUGGUGGUGCAGAAGACGGAGGCUGCCACUCGCUGCCAGCUGAAGGGUCCCUACCUCUUGGUGUUGGGCCAGGAUGCCAUCCAGCUGAGGGAGACUUCCAGCUCCCAGGCCCUUUACAGCUGGCCCUACCACUUCCUGCGGAAGUUUGGCUCAGACAAGGGUGUGUUCUCCUUUGAGGCUGGCCGUCGCUGUGACUCGGGUGAGGGCCUCUUUGCCUUCAGCAGCUCACGUGCCUCAGAUAUGUGUGGGGCAGUGGCUGCUGCCAUUGCCCGCCAACGGGAACAACUGCCUGAGAUGGCAGCUCCCCGACCCUGCCCCCUGCCUCGGGCCACUUCCAUGCCUUCCCUGGAGCCUCCUGGAGAGCUUUGCGAGGUACCUCUGGGGCCUGAGCUACCCACCUCCAGGAGAGCACAUGUGACUGAGCAUGGGCCCCAGAGCCUGCCACUCCUGCUGGGCCCCACUCUCGAAGAGCCAGCGUCCCAGCUCUAUGCUUCAGUGCGCAAGCGGGCCACUGGGCCCUCAGCCAGCACCGAGCACCUCUACGAAAACUUGUGCAUGCUGGAAUCCAGCCCAGGGCUGCCCAAUGGGGGCUCUAAGCCCCAAGAAGGCCCCUCUGGUAGCCGCAGCCCCUUGGUCAGCCCCAUCUCCUACAGCAGCGAGGACCUGAGCUGGCCUGUCCCACCUCACGAUGGCAGGCUGGAGGCCCAGUACCGGCGGCUGCUAGAACUAGAGCUGGACGAGGCAGGCAGCAGUAGCCACUCAGGCCCACAGGCGGGCUUCAAGGCCAAGCUCGUGACGCUGCUGAGUCGUGAGCGGAGGAAGGGUCCUGCCCCCUGUGACCGGCCCUGAAGGCCUGUGCAGUGGCAGCAAGAGGACAGAGAUGCUCUCCCUACAGUAGGAGGGUCUACAUCCGUGAAGACAUCCCCUGUUCUCCCUGGCCUGCAGGGACAAAGCAGGCAGCGGGGGAGGAUCCACACCCUGCCCUGCCCACCCAGCCAUGUACAGUAUAACAGAUUUGCCAAUAAUAAAACCU